AUGAAGGAGGUACGCCUUGCAUUGCUUGCUGAGAGCUGUGUCAUUGGUGCGGGUGAUGUCCUGCACCCGUGCCGUCUGCAGAUAAUCUGCGGGAGCGCUAUGGAAAAGCAAGAUCGACCAAAAGAGGAUAAACAUAGUCGCGUUGCCAGGAUCGAACAAGACGAAAAAGGAGCGAGGCGAUCUGCCCAGUCGAGCUGGAAGUACCGUCUCGUCCUCUGA
Molecule: messenger RNA, 219 nt
Organism: Parastagonospora nodorum SN15
Lineage: Eukaryota; Fungi; Ascomycota; Dothideomycetes; Pleosporales; Phaeosphaeriaceae
Exons: 2
Coding region: 1-219 (72 amino acids)
Source: RefSeq, a predicted model, not a curated record